Molecule: messenger RNA, 1464 nt
Organism: Kockovaella imperatae
Lineage: Eukaryota; Fungi; Basidiomycota; Tremellomycetes; Tremellales; Cuniculitremaceae
Product: WD40-repeat-containing domain protein
Exons: 8
Coding region: 202-1332 (376 amino acids)
Biological process (GO): transcription-dependent tethering of RNA polymerase II gene DNA at nuclear periphery; RNA export from nucleus
Cellular component (GO): nuclear pore
Molecular function (GO): RNA binding; ubiquitin binding
Source: RefSeq, a predicted model, not a curated record
CUUCUGGGUUCGACAUUGACGCGGCUUCGAUCAUCCUUCUCAUGCCAAAUACCUCAUAGAGCCCUUACAGGCAGCUCAUUACAGCUCGCGACUUCCCAGUUGGCUGGACGCAUCGUCGAGAAUUGGACUUCCCUCGGACAAAUAGCCGCUCGUCCAGAGCUUUUGACCUGGUCCACCUCGCCCUCUCUGUCCUAUUUCAUCAUGCUCUCCAACGCCUUCAGACCCGCAUCUCAGGACAUUGCUCUGGUUGACCCACCGCCAGACUCUAUCUCACGCAUCAAAUUUUCUCCGACCUCGAAUCUUCUCGCCGUAGCGAGCUGGGACAAUGCAGUCCGCUUAUAUCAGGUCGAUCAGCAAGGACAAUCAAUGAUGCAGGGCAAGCUCUCGCACAAUGCCCCCGUGCUAGAUGUGACAUGGACCGAGAAUGGAUCACAUCUUUGUGCGGCAGGCUGUGACAACAUGGCAACACUGUAUGACGCUCAGACGGGAACCCCGCAGCAAGUUGCUCAGCAUGAUGCGCCGAUAAAAUGUGUGGAGUUCGUCAAUGCAAAAGGGACAAAUGUGCUGGCAACAGCUGGAUGGGACAACAAGCUGAAGUACUGGGACAUCCGACAGGGUCAGACACCAGCUAUGACGAUAGAUUUAGGGGAUAGGGCAUACAGCAUGGAUGCUACGAAGGAAUUGAUGGUGGUUGCCACAGCGAAUAGGAGACUGAAGAUCAUCUAUCCUGAUGAGCGUCCCGAAAUGAUCUUCAAAGAUGUCGAGUCUCCGUUAAAAUGGCAGACAAGGGUCGUGUCGUGCUUCCCUACUGGUCACACCUAUGCCGUAGGCAGUAUAGAGGGGCGUGUGGCUAUACAGUACCCGAAAGAGAUCGACGACAAAAAGAAUUACUCCUUCAAAUGCCAUCGAUACGACAUACCCAGCGGAAGCAUGCCAGGCACUCCAGCUGUCUUUAAUACUGCCACGAGUCAGAACUCUCAGAAUGUCUUUGCUGUCAACACCAUUACCUUUCACAAAGUUCAUGGAACAUUUUGUACAGGUGGGAGCGAUGGAAGCAUCACUUUCUGGGAUGGUAUCGGACGCACAAAAGUCAAGGCCUUCACACUUAAAGAGCUCAACAAUGGAGACUCUGAUGCUAGGCCGCCACAAUGGGGCACGCCUGUCGUUUCUACCGCUUUCAACCACAAUCAAGAGAUCUUUGCCUAUGCUUUGUCUUACGAUUGGGCCAAAGGACACGGCGGUGCUCCGCCCCCUGGACAGAACCCAACAAAAGUCAUGCUGCAUUCCGUCAAACCGGAUGAAGUUAGGAAAAAGGACAAGCUGGGAAGGUAGGGGCAGAUGAAGUAUCCGAUUACAAGGGAUCGGCACGAGCCAAGGUCUGCUGGUCGACCUUUGCGAGACGAAGCGUUCAACAGCAGAGACGAGCAUAAUAUGAUGUAUAGCAUUGACGACAAAAUCACCACU